AUGCCUUCCUCCAUUACCCUCACAGUCAGCCACCUCCCGACGUCGACUUCAUUCUUUCUCUCCGCCCUGCAACCGCUCAACUACGUCUUCCGUGGCCGACAAGAGCACACCAUCGGAUUUGGCCCCGCGUCUCCACCCAAUACCCCGGCCGACUUCUGGAUCACACAAGAAAUCCCCGGCGUGCCAGCGGGGGCGGCCCACGUGGCUUUCCCUGCGGCAUCCCGGGCGCAGGUGCAGGAUUUCUUCCUCGCUGCUCUCAAGGCCGGGGGGAAGAUCCACGGGGAACCAUGCCAGCGGGACGCCUCGGGAUAUUACUCGGCCGCGGUGAUCGACUUUGAUGGGAACUCCAUCGAGGCAGUCUACAGGCCGGCCUUUGGCGCCGACGCGGGAGACACGAGAAGUGUGGUGUCUCAUCGGAGUGCAAGACCCCCGUCUACGGUGGCCCCGCCGAAAACGGUCGUGUCUACCACAAAGAGCGUCCGAGCACCAACCGUGGUCCCGUCGUACGUCUCCAGCCCGCCAGAUGUCCCCCUUGAAAAUACCCAACCCAAGCCCAAGCCUUCCGGCGAUGUUCUUGGGUCGUUGAUCAAUGAAGCCCGCAACGCCGCGAACGUGGCCCGCGACCUUGUCAGCAGCAUGACACCGAAUCUCAUGUCUGCCGGCCCGCCAGCGUCGUCCACCGGCAACAACUCCACGGGCGGCGGUAGCGGAGCAGGUGAAGCUAUUGUUGGCACUCUCCUCGGCGUCGCUGCCGGCGCCGCGCUACACUACGCUUUCAGCAACCGAUCCAAGGAAGACACUCGGGACGACCGAGAAGAAGUCAAGUUUGUGCCACCCCCACCACGCCCUUCUGGCACCGGUCGCAGCGUCACCGAACCUGUCAACGUGAUGCGCGCAGAAUACUCGACUGUCCCCUCCGAGUACCAGGGAUUUGCCGAGGGAUAUGGCUACCGGGCCAUUGAACCGGCCCCUUCAGCAUACACGCAUGCUCCCCGGGAAUUCCAUGACCAAAAGCUCAUCGCCAUGUACGACCACGACCCUCCGGCGCCUACUGUUCACACGUUCCCCGAUCACACAUCCACCAUUCGCCCUGCCUCGGUGGCCAGGAGAGUGAGCAUGGAUUCUGGAGUUGGCCUCGGGGUGGUGCAACGCGAUGUUGAUGCGGCGUCACACGCUUCGUCGAAAGCGUCCCGGCAGUCGAAAAAGAGCACGAAUGCACCACCCCCGACCAGUUACCGUGCGCCGACCGCGCUGACGGUGAAAUCGAAAGUCUCGGCUGCGUCCGGUGGCGGUCGUUCGAAAUCGCGCUCCAGCAGUUUGAGUCGUCUGGGUCGGAGUCUCAGUGGUCGCUCGUCGGCGGACCAGCCGCGGUCGAGAUCGCAGUCCCGACACAGCAACAAGUCGAGAAGGAGUCGGCGUGAUGAGUUUGAGGAUGAUGCGGCGGCGGCGGACGAGGAGGAAGAAGCGAGGACGGUGUUGCACGUGAGCGAGACGGUUCACCGCUCGUCGAGCCGUGUGUCUUCGCACCACUCCCACACGCACGUUUCUGCACACCACUCCCACGCCGGAUCCAAGGCUCCCAGCCAUGUCUCGGUCCACCAGUCGCAGGCGGGGUCCAAGGCCCCGACUCAUGUCUCCAUGCACGAGUCCCAGGCAGGAUCGAAGGCGCCGAGCCACAUAUCCAAGCACGAAUCGGAAAGAGGCUCGAAAGCACCGAGCCAUGUCUCGGCCCACGAGUCCCGCGCCGGAUCCAAGGCGGGCAGCUACGUCUCGGGCCACGACUCGCAGGCGACGAUCAAGCCGGCCAGUCGAAUCAGCUCGCGGCACAGUCACCGAGACCCGGCCGAAUAUCCGCUCCCGCCAUCUCGUGCGGCGACCUGGGCUGGUUCCGACGUCGGCAAGGCCAGCUUCGUGUCGGCGAGGUCGAACUUUGGACCGACGGGGCCGCGGACGAUCAUCGGCAAGCUCCAGCCUGCGCGGGAUAGAGGAGAGAUGACGACGGACGAGGAGGACAAGAUCGAGACGGCGAGCGUGGUUUCUAAGCAGAAGGAAUUGGCCAAGCUGGACGUCACGGACCGGGAGGUGAGGCCGGAGGACAGCGUCAGCCAGAUCUCGGUGGAGAGCCGCAGGAGCCGGAGGAGCAAAGCGAGCAGUCGGAGAUGA
Messenger RNA from Fonsecaea erecta, 2163 nucleotides. RefSeq lists its product as hypothetical. Bases 1 to 2163 code for a protein of 720 amino acids. The transcript has a single exon. NCBI's taxonomy places the organism in Eukaryota, Fungi, Ascomycota, Eurotiomycetes, Chaetothyriales, Herpotrichiellaceae. The record is from RefSeq and is a predicted model, not a curated record.